This is a messenger RNA of Macrosiphum euphorbiae (potato aphid), 330 nucleotides long. Lineage: Eukaryota; Metazoa; Arthropoda; Insecta; Hemiptera; Aphididae. The record is from the annotation of a GenBank genome assembly.
AUGCUAACAGUUCACUCUAAAAUUAUUUCAGAAGAUGAAUUAAUUAUUAACGCGUACUUCCCGACCGGACCACAAUUUAUAUUACGUUAUAUAGGUGUUCACGUCCAUUUAAAUAAAAAAGUGCACGAUACGGCUGCUGCAGCCAUGACAGAUGUACACUGCCUAUAUAAUACUAUCGUCAGACUAAAAAAAUCCAUAUUUUUUGUUGUUGUUAAGACUGUACACGAUAUUUUGACGAUGCAUUGUGUGCCGUUGUGCAGUUUACAAAGGAAAAAAAAUCAUGAUUCUCGAAUAACAACAGACCCAUCGGGAUUUGAUUCGGCCGAUUAA